Megalobrama amblycephala (Wuchang bream) is the source of this 2533-nucleotide messenger RNA. RefSeq names its product cytochrome P450. The transcript has 9 exons. Gene Ontology annotation, molecular function: iron ion binding; oxidoreductase activity, acting on paired donors, with incorporation or reduction of molecular oxygen; heme binding. Gene Ontology annotation, biological process: cortisol metabolic process; cholesterol metabolic process; C21-steroid hormone biosynthetic process. Bases 110 to 1657 code for a protein of 515 amino acids. Lineage: Eukaryota; Metazoa; Chordata; Actinopteri; Cypriniformes; Xenocyprididae. The record is from RefSeq and is a predicted model, not a curated record. Gene Ontology annotation, cellular component: mitochondrial inner membrane.
CUCAAGUUCAUGCGCAGGGGAAGAGCUGCUUCUGGCACAGACUGCCAUUACAGGGCAAAGCACUGCUGUAGCAGGAUCGUGUACUGUGCUGUGGACUGCGAGAUUAGAUAUGUUUUCAAAUUCAUUGCUUAGAACUGGAUUAUUUUUAUGCAGGCAGGACAACAGUGGAAUAAAAUGCCUGACAUCCGUAUUCCUCAGCGCUGGGACUCGGACAACCAGCACACUGAUAGGUGGUGAUAAACAAAAAACCAUGGACGACUUGGAUGGUCCUAGCUUUCUGACAUCACUGUACUGGCUUUUUGGAAAAGGUUAUUUUCAAACGACACAUCAAAUGCAGAUAGAGCACAGCAAAAUCUACGGCCCACUUUGGAAGUCCAAAUAUGGACCAUUGGUUGUUGUUAAUGUGGCCAGUGCAGACCUCAUAGAACAGGUUCUGCGGCAAGAGGGUCGCCAUCCCAUCCGCACUGACAUGCCCCACUGGAGAGGCUACCGGAAACUCCGGAAUCAUGCCUAUGGACCCCUCACAGAAAUGGGAGCAGAAUGGCAGCGCAUCAGAAGCAUUCUGAAUCCUCGCAUGCUGAAGCCCAAACACGUGUCCUCCUACACUAAUGCCAUUAAUGCCGUGGUCAGCGACUUUAUUGAGAAGGUGGCUAAGCUUAAGACAACAAAAGGCAAUGACGUUAUGGUGUAUGACCUGGCAGGAGAAUUGUACAAGUUCGCCUUUGAAGGAAUAUGCUCAGUGUUAUUUGAAACUCGUAUGGGGUGUCUGAAUGAUGAGGUUCCUGAAGAAACACAGAAGUUUAUCUUCUCUGUGGGGGAAAUGUUCCGGCUUUCUCCCAUCGUGAUCCUGUUUCCCAAAUCUCUCUGGCCCUACAUGCCUUUUUGGAAGCAUUUUGUGGCUGUUUGGGACCAUUUGUUCAAAGUUGCGGAUGAACUGGUGCAGAAGAAGAUGACAGAGAUUCAGGAAAUGGUGAAACACGGGCAGCCAGUGGAGGGCGAGUAUCUCACACACCUCCUGAUCAGUGAACAGAUGUCCAUCACUGAGGUUUUGGGAAGCAUUACAGAGCUUCUUCUGGCUGGAGUCGACACUACUUCAAAUACUAUUUCUUGGGCGCUAUAUCACUUGGCACGGGAGCCAGAGAUCCAGCAGAAGCUGCAUGAGGAGGUGAUCAGCGUCUGCCCGGGUGACAAGGUGCCCUGCAGUGAUGACAUCAUGAGGAUGCCAUUGCUAAAGGCCGUCGUUAGAGAGACUCUUCGGUUAUAUCCAGUGGUUCCUGGGAAUGCUCGUGUCGUUGCUGAAAAUGAAAUAGUGGUUGGUGGCCAUCUGUUCCCUAAAAAUACUCUGUUCCACCUCUGCCACUUCGCGGUGUCCUAUGAUGAGAAGGUGUUCCCCAAUCCUUCUGCUUUUCUCCCCCAGCGAUGGGUCCGGGGGCAAAAGCAGUUAAACCAGCACCCCUUUGGAUCUUUGCCGUUUGGCUUCGGCAUUCGGGCCUGCCUGGGCCGCAGAGUGGCUGAAUUGGAGAUGUACCUCCUCUUGUCCCAGUUAAUUAAACGCUAUGAAGUGCGCCCAGACCCUUCAGGAAGGACUGUGAAGCCGAUCACACGAACUCUGCUGGUCCCUGCCACAUCUAUAGACCUUCAGUUUAUUGAUAGGUAAAAAGAGCAAGAGGAACCAGUCAAAGCAAAAUGCUUCUGUAUAAAUAACUGUGCACUUCUCAAGCAUUGUGCCUCUAGAUGAUGAUGUUUGCAUAUUUGAUAUGACAGAUACUGUACGAUUUAAAAAUAUAACUACAAUGCGCAUUGCUGACUAAAUUACAUGGCUUUACUGCUGCCUUUUUCAGGACUUCUUUGCCUGGUUUCACAGACAAGGCUUAAGCUGCUCCAAGACUAAAAUGCAUGUUGAGCUGUCUUAACUGAAAGCAACUUGAACUGAUAUAUCUUAGAAUAUAUCAGUGUCAUUGUUUUGUCUCAAGAUGCACACCAGUAAUGUUUUUUUUUCUUUUUUCUAUGGCAUGUUUUUAAAAAAAAAAGCCACUUAAAUGUGAUCAUUUAACUAAGGUCUAAUCCUGGCUUAAUCUAAGCCGUCUGUGAAACCAGGCCUUUAUUUAUAAUAAACAAAGACUUAUUUUACUGUUAUACUUAAAUACUGUAAAUAUAAUAUAAUUUUUUAACAUUACAUUGUAUAAAUAUUUUUUAAUAAUUGAAUGUGGAUUAAUUUGUCAGAUAUAAAAAAUAUCAGAUACCUUUUACAAAUAAUGUGAUUAUUUUUUAUUUUAUUUUUUUUGUUAAUGCACCUUAAUUUUUGUAAUUGUAUUGUUUUAUAUUUAGAAGAAAAUAAUAUUACAGUUUAAUAUAUCUAACUUCAGCUUACAUUGUCCUUGCUGGUAAGAAUAAUAUUCAUAUUAAACAUGUUGCAACACCUGUCCAGUGUUUGCAUGAAAUCCUUCUCUGUUUAGAUAUGGUAGAAAACUCCACUGAUGCCCCCUUGUGGGUGAGACUUGUAAAUGCAAGAAAAUUAAAAAAUCCAUCCUAA